Molecule: messenger RNA, 1014 nt
Organism: Drosophila busckii
Lineage: Eukaryota; Metazoa; Arthropoda; Insecta; Diptera; Drosophilidae
Product: deubiquitinase OTUD6B
Exons: 1
Coding region: 57-977 (306 amino acids)
Biological process (GO): protein deubiquitination
Molecular function (GO): cysteine-type deubiquitinase activity
Source: RefSeq, a predicted model, not a curated record
UUGUUUUGGUUUUAGCAAAGCUGAAUUAGAAAAGUGCCAAAAAUUUAUUUAUAAAAAUGUCAGUCGAAGUAACAGAUUUAGAAAUUCGCCUGGGUGAGGCAAGUCUAGAAGAUGUCGCAAGUCGUCAUCGGCGCGAGCGCAAAGAGCUGCAGGCAAAAUUACAAGCAAUGAAGAAGAAUGCGCCGAAAAACAACAAAACUAAACGCAAGGAGUUUCUGGAAGAGAUGGCACGGCUAGAGAGCGAACUGGAGCAGCGUCACAAGACGGAAUUAUUGGAAAAGAGCGAAACAGCAGUUGUGGAAGCUGUGCCAGAGCAACCCACAACUAAAGCAACGCCUGUUGAGGGCGACGAUGAUAAUGAAGAUGACGACGAGCCGGUAAACAACCAGCGUCUUUCCAAAGCUCAAAAGCGCCGCAACAAGAAAGAACGUGAGGCACGCGAACGUGCGCAGGAAAUACGCGUGGAACUGGAAAAUGCAGCACUGCAGCCAUCACCAAAGUUAAUUGAGUUGCAGCAAAUUACAAACGCGUUGAAAACCCGGCAUCUCCUGCUCCACUCAAUACCCUCCGAUGGCGAUUGUUUAUAUGGCGCCGUGCGCCAUCAGCUGCAGGUGAAUGCAUUACCGCCGCACAGCAUUGAAGAGCUGCGCACUGAGACUGCCAACUAUGUGCGGGCACACAAGGACUCGCUGAGCUGCUACAUGACGCAUCCGGACACUGGGGAUCUGCUCAAUGAUGCAGAAUUUGAUAAGUACUGCAAGGAUAUAGCCGACACGCACGCCUGGGGUGGUCAUAUUGAGCUCAAGGCGCUCUCUUCUCUACUGCGCGUGCCCAUUGAAGUUAUCCAAGCUGAGGGGCCUCCCACGCUGCUGGGCCAGGACGAGUUUGGUGGAGCGCCUUUGGUGAUUUGCUAUCAUCGUCAUAUCUAUCAGCUGGGCGCUCAUUACAACUCUACGCUGCCAAUAGAGGAGGAUUAAACGCGAACAAGUACCAAUGAAUUUAAUUCAAUUUGUA